This is a messenger RNA of Ogataea polymorpha, 438 nucleotides long. RefSeq lists its product as uncharacterized. Gene Ontology annotation, cellular component: early endosome; trans-Golgi network; recycling endosome. The record is from RefSeq and is a predicted model, not a curated record. Lineage: Eukaryota; Fungi; Ascomycota; Pichiomycetes; Pichiales; Pichiaceae. The transcript has a single exon. The annotation marks the transcript as partial. Gene Ontology annotation, biological process: retrograde transport, endosome to Golgi; receptor recycling; endosome organization.
AUUCGAACAGCGGACUACUCAGGUUGGAUGAGCAAGAGAGGGAACUUGUCAAUAGGUUCAUGGAAACAAAGAUAUUUCACACUUCACAAAACGAGAUUGUCCUAUUUUGGUUCGUUGAAAGACAGGCGCGAAAAAGGGCUUAUCGAUAUAACCGCCCACAGAGUUUUGCCUGCAGUUGAUACCGAGGACAAACUCAGCACUGUGUACGCAGCAACUACUGGCUCUGGAAGAUAUUGUUUCAAAUUGGUUCCGCCGGCCCCAGGAUCAAAGAAAGGACUCACUUUCACACAGCAAAAGGUUCAUUACUUUGCCGUCGAAACCAAGGAUGAAAUGAGAGGAUGGAUGGCUGCUUUGAUGAAAGCAACAAUUGAACUUGACGAGUCAGUUCCUGCAAUUUCUUCGUGCGUGACCCCUACAAUCCCGCUUCAAAAAGCUCAA